Molecule: messenger RNA, 5693 nt
Organism: Pangasianodon hypophthalmus (striped catfish)
Lineage: Eukaryota; Metazoa; Chordata; Actinopteri; Siluriformes; Pangasiidae
Gene: kcnk12l
Product: potassium channel, subfamily K, member 12 like
Exons: 2
Coding region: 398-1747 (449 amino acids)
Biological process (GO): potassium ion transmembrane transport; stabilization of membrane potential
Cellular component (GO): membrane
Molecular function (GO): potassium ion leak channel activity
Source: RefSeq, a predicted model, not a curated record
ACAUAGGAGAUCUCAGUCAUUGAUGUUUUUUCUUGCAGAGAUGAUGGAGCAGGAGGUGGUCGGUUCAUCAGGAACCCACUACUGCUUCCUAAAGUGGAAUGUAUCAAAACUGGACACGGCCAUGGCAGGAGAUAGCGAUCAGGAUUUGGUCUGCAGCUUAGUGUUCCACACUUUGCAGAACGGCGUCUCGUGAAGCCUCAGGAACUGAUCAUAUUCUGCCUCACUGAAGAGGAGGAGUACAGACUGAAGAGACCCUCUUAGGCCAUCCUUAUUUUCAGCUCAUUCAUGUAGACGAGGCUCUUGUGUGUCUUUUACAUGUGUGCGUGUGCAUAUGUAUGCUGGCUUUGUGGCUGUGUGUGCUUGCUUGGCCGUGUCAUUUCCUGCUGGUGCUUAAGUCAUGCCUCGCAGGCCGGAUGUCAGCAGCAGCUGUUGCUUCCCACUGCACUUGAAUGAGGACAAUGCUCGCUUUGGCCUUUUGGCGGCGCUCAUCCUGCUGUACCUGCUCUGUGGGGCGCUGGUUUUCUCUGCCCUCGAGCGUCCAUCCGAGCUGCGGGCGCACCAGCGCUGGGAGGAACAGCUGGCUAACUUCACCCGGCAGCACAGGCUGAGUGUGGAGAGCCUGCAGGCUUUGCUGAGGCACUAUGAGGAGGCCUUCGUCACAGGCAUCCGUGUGGACGCUCUGAGACCUCGCUGGGACUUCUCCGGGGCUUUCUACUUUGUCGGUACCGUGGUUUCCACAAUAGGUUUUGGAAUGACCACACCUGUGACGAUAGGCGGCAAAGUGUUUUUGAUAUUCUAUGGACUCAUUGGUUGUGCAGCGACCAUCCUGUUUUUCAACCUCUUCCUGGAGCGCAUCAUCACCAUGUUGGCGUACAUCAUGCGCUGGUGUCACGAGAGGCAGCUGAGGCGUGCCGGUGUGGGAGGAGAGGAGGCUCAUAGCGAGGAUGACAGCCUGGAAGGCUGGAAGCCCUCCGUCUACUACGUGAUGCUCAUCCUGGGGGUUGCGGCGCUGCUGAUUGCCUGCUGCGCCUCAGCACUGUACUCCUCUAUGGAAGACUGGGAUUACUUUGACUCACUCUAUUUCUGCUUCGUGGCCUUCAGCACCAUUGGCUUUGGAGACUUAGUGAGUAGCCAGAGGGAGAGCUACAAGGUGCAGGAGGCUUACCGAUUAGGGAACUGUCUUUUUAUCCUCAUGGGUGUCUGCUGCAUCUACUCACUUUUUAAUGUCAUUUCCAUCAUCAUAAAGCAGACCCUAAACUGGAUCCUGGCGAAGCUGGACUGCAGCAGGUUGCAGUGUCCCUGCCGAGGACGUACCUACAGAAGGCAAGGCUCAGCAUGCUGCUGUUGCUGCCUCCCCAGCCAGCGGCGCAGCCAGCACCCCAUAACCGGAAACCCUCGGCAGAGGGCACAGAAGCGCAAUGCUGUACACCCAGCCCCCGCCAACGAGGCUGCGCGGAAGCAGCGCUUCACUAAUGCAUCAGUGGAAACAGUGUGUGAUAGUGAGACUGAUCCUGGCCUGGGGCCAGAUGGAGGUUAUCUCACAGGGCACAGACUCUCAGGAGAAAUGAUCUCUGUCAAUGACUUUAUGGCCAACAAGGUUUCUCUGGCCAUUCUGCAGAAGCAGCUCUCAGAGACCGCCCACGGAAACCCAAGACAGAGCCAUGUUCGGCAGAACGGCUUUUCUGUUGGAGUGGGAGCCUUCGCCAUUAUGAAUAACCGCCUACAAGAGACGAGUGUCGACAGGUAGUCAUAGUGGAUCAUAGCGUCUAGCAUCAUCCAGUGUAUUUUCUAAAAUGAGCAGAAUAGGAAAGAGAAACGUUUAAAAACUGCUAGAGGUUAGAGGAGUGGUUUAGUGGGGAAAUUGAAUUUAGAAAUUGUCAAUAAAAAUGAAACAAGUCUGCAGUAAAACCGGACUUGUUCCUGAUUACAUUAUUCAGUCAAGAUUUACUCUGUUAAAAGUGUUUGUGGAAAACCAGCUACUUACUGUUUGUUAGCAUUUAUUCCCCUCACACCAAUCAUCCAAGAUAUGUUUGGAAUUUGAAUUUUAUUUCUUUAGUCUUGCACUGGAGCUAGGCUAAUGUAGCAGAUACAGAAAGGAUGUCUUUCUCACCUAAAACCUCUGGUGUAAAUAUCCUCAAUCCACAUCCAGUUCUUCAGUGAUGCCACACAGACUUGCUGAGGUGCUUUAGGACACAGUGGGACUUUGCCGUGUAGCCAAACACAAACUGAAACUUUUCCUAACCUCAGUUUGGCAUCAUUCCACUUGCCUGGACCCAACUCCCGAAGUUUGAAAGUGGAAUUGUACCAGAAAACUGGAAAUGACAUAGAUUAUAAUAGUUCUGCUUUGAAUGUAAAUGGGUUAAUACAGACUAUAGCUGAUAUUUUCCAAAAUAGUUUGUUUAAAAAUGACUUUGCCUAACUUAAUGACGUUAUUUAAAGAAGUGAUCCUCAAAGUGAAGGAGUCCAUAAAGCACAGCCAGGGGAUCUUUUUUUUUUUUUUUUAAUUUAGUUACAUGGUAGAAAUCACAACCUACCAUUAUCAAAGUUAUUAUAUUUAUUAUUGACUUCUUAUAGUUAUUAGGGCGUUUCACUGAUCAUGUGAAUUUAUUGUGUUUAAUCCAAACCUCCAUAACUCCAAUGCAAUUAGGGCUAUAAGUAAUGUAAACUUGAACCUUCUUUUUAUGGAAAGUUUAGAAAUAAAAAGCUCUGUAGCUGCAGUAAUUAGACACAAUAUUAUUGCAGACAUUAGUUAUUAGAGACAAUAAAUAAUCAGUAAUUAGACACAAUAAAUAUUCAUGAAAUAAAUCUGUGCUGAGGGGGUGUGUGGAUUAUCCCUAGCUGCAUGUGAAUAUAUAGGCAUGAAUUUAUAGAAAUAAAUGGGUGGGAAAGAUUUGUAUUACUUGUUACCUACAUGUAGCUCCUGUGCAAAACUAAAAAUCAGAACAUGACUAACUGACUACAUUUUGUGUGACAGAAACAUUACAUUAUUGUGAUUUUUAAUAUAUACAGAUUUUUUAUAUAUAUACGGAUGAGUCUGAUGGUGUGAUCAAAUUAUUCGAAGUCCAGAUUUUGGGAUGUGUGUUAAAGUCUGGAUAAUGUCUAAGUUAGAAACACUGCCUAAUUAGGUAAGUAGUUCAUUUAUAACACGUCACAGACACACACAGUGUUACGUGAUCAUGAUGUUGGUUUAUGCAUGAACAAUUUUCCUCUACUUAAAAAAGACUCAUAUCAAAGUUUCACAUCUGAUCCAAGUGGAAAUGUUAAAGACUGAAGCGUUGCAAUUGUAUCAGCUCAUCCGAGAGUCACUUUGGACAGCUGAAGUGAUUGGUUUAUACUGUGAGCAAUCAGACUGGGCCUCUGGAGAGCUCCUUCAGCAACCCUUCAGGAAUACAGACUGAUUUACGAGAGCUGUGCAGCCGCCGUCGUGUCAUUCUCAGAAAAGAAUCUUUUAAAGACACUUUAUAUGUCUAAGAUAAAAAUGUACAUAGAGCUGUACUAUAUCUAGAGACAGAAUGUAAAACAUGCAGAUAUUGUAGAUAUUAUGUUGUACUAUGUUGUAAAUAGAUUCUCAUUUACUACUAGUACCAUAUAUCUGCAGAAUGAACACUUUCAAAGGCAGAAAACUGAUUCAUGGGCAUUUUGCAUGCCGUAUUUCUUCCGUAGCCUGUGUGCCGCUUCCACAUCUUCCCUUACUUGUUUGUUGUUUCACUCUGAGGAACACUGGUGGCCCUAUUGUUAAAACAGCAUCAACAGGAUGAUGUUACCAAACACAGAGUAUUCUCAUGACGUAUUCAGGAGUGUAAGCUGAGCAGUUACACGCUGGUGCCCCCUCGAGGCUAAAAGUUUAGAUGGACUAGUGAUCACAACUCUGUCCCACUAACACACACUUUAUAAUAAUGAUAGUCUAUAAGUGAACAGCAACGCUUUAUCUCAUAAUAAACUAAGAUGCAGUAUUAGUACCAUCUUCUAUAUCUUCUUCAACAGCUGAGGAGUUACAUGCUGGUGCCCCCUCGGAGCUAAAAGUUUAGAUGGACUAGUGAUCACAACUCUGUUCCACUAACCCACACUUUAUAAUAAUGAUAGUCUAUAAGUGACCAGUGAGCCUUUAUCUCAUAAUAAAUAACUAAGAUGCAGUAUUAGUACCAUCUUUUACAUCUUCUUCAACAGCUUCCAUUAAAAUGCCAAGAUUUGAUUAAGUACAUGCAGGUCUUCUUCAACUGUGCAAAUAUAAGGCCCUAAAUUAACCUCCAGCAUCCCACGGCUUGAUAAUGCCGAUUGGUUGAUUAUGUUAUAAAGGGUUUUUACCACAGCACUGUUGAAUUCUCAAAACUAUUUUCUGUAACAGCAGUUCUGACAGCUUUAUAUUAAUGUACUCGUUCUAGUACAUUAUUAUUUCUGUGGUAACAGCUUACACAGGGACUUGUAUAAUGUGUGUAAUUGUUGAUGUGGUGAAGUUUUCUGUAAGGAGAAGUUUAUUUAACAUUUAUGGAAGGCGUCGCCAGUGUCAGAGCUUUGUAACAGUCAGAGGUAAAAGUGUAUCUUUCAGUCUUGUAAAGUUUUCAGAUACAGGAAAGUCUUCAGGACAGAGGAGUGUAUACUUUGUGGUUUCUCAGUAACAGGACAAGAUGUGCUUAAAAAUGAAAAGCUGGUGAGGGAAUAACUAUUUACAGCUGCUAAAGCACAAGUGGUAACAUGGUUUCACAGAUGUUGAACAUCAUUAUAUGUAACUAUAAAUGUAUAAAAAGUAUGAGGUGUCAUUCUUAAAUUAAUAUAAACAAAGUAGCCUUGAAAAAAGAGGAAUAAAACAUGACACAAUUUGGUGUUAUCAGAAUAUAAUCAACUUUGGAGUGGUAACAGUAAACUCGUGUUGCUUCGCAUCACACUACUCCAUUGCUGAUUAUUUUCCUCUAACAGCACACCCUGUCAUGUUUUGAGUAGGAUCAGGUGCGUUCUGAGCCAGGAAAUCUUUGAGCUGUGCAGAAUAGUGGGUCCUCAUGACUGGAAUUGAGAAACCCUGGGAUAACUGUGUACCACUCACAGUGUGAAGAUACAUUUAUACAGAACAUUGCUCUACUGGAAUCCAAAUGGCUUGCUAAGAGAGGCAAAAGCCAAACUUCGGCAGUGUGAACCGAGGACUGACUGGAUAGUCCUGGUUGAUGACUGGGCUGAAAACCAAAGGUUCCAGGAUGCUACAUGUGACUAACACUUUACUGUGCUCUUGGGAAAGGCGGAUGAUACUGCUUUGGGUACUGCUGGACAGUAGAAUGAAUUUCUUUUGUAAAAUGAAUGAAUAAAUUAUAACUUAAAGUUGCGAUAUGUAACUUUUACUACACUAUUGAAAAUGAAGUCGCAUUAUUGACGUAUUUAAGAAAUAAUUUUCUGAAGAAUGACGUUGUUAUGCUGCUGUGAGUUGCUCUGGAAGGCGUAAAAUAUUAAUUCAACACUGGAAAUGUUGGGUCGGAUUUAGCUUUUUUUUAAACUCAUUGCAGAUUGACACCACAACCUUGCUCAUUACGUAACAACAUUAAGUACAAAAUUUUGUAAUGUGUAUCGACUCGCAACGCAUAGCACAACUGACAUUACAAAAUGUUCCACCAUGAAUGGCUUGAAAUAACACAUUACUAUUAGAGAGGUCACUAAAUCCCUGAACCCUUAAAAGUUACAUACUGCUCUUUAAAAUGAUAUAUAAACAA